AGAGUGGUUGUGCAUUUAUAAAAGCGGGUCCCAAUUGGCUGGCACUUGACACAUGGUUGUGAUGUUGGUGCCGGCUUUCAUCCAGAUCAUUGAUUCAGUCAGGCUCGAUUUAGCCUUAUUGUUUCUGUGAUUCAUAUACACAAAUUUGAAUAUCUAUCACUCAAGCUCAGAGAAUUCUCGUGUUGUGGUUCCAAACCCAGCUUAAAACGGAUUCAGUGCCUCACUUUCCUGUUGCUUCCUUUCAAUUCCUCGCCUCAGAGUAAAGCAGCCCCUCCCUCACCCAUCUCGAACAAGUUUCACCCAAGCACAUUAAUCACCCACUAUCCGCAGCGAGAAAACCCAAGAAAUUGUCAUCUUACAUUGAAUCUUGCACCUAAUCACAGUCAUGCGAGCUCGUUAUAAAGGUCCAGCCGGUACCGGUAUCCUCGAGAUACCCGAUGAUGCCACUGUUAAAGUGCUAUUUGAUGAACUUCGAGCCAAGACAGGAAUUACCAACUUUGGCAUAAAAUAUGGCCCUCCUAUGGCUAUGAAGGCUCUUGAAGCUAGCCAAAGUGAUCAAAUUGCUCGAUCUCUUGGUCUUCAUGGUGAGACACUCACUAUCGUACCCGAGGACGUACCACCACCCGCACCUACUGCGCCGCUUCAAACUGGCGCUGCGCAAUAUCAAGCAAUGACAUCUCGUGCAGCAAAACGGAAUGAGAGCCCAGAGGAUGUCAACGUUCCGUGGCCAGAACAGGGUGGAACACUACUUCUAAGAGUGAUGCCCAGCGAUAACAGCUGUUUAUUCACAGCUUUUGGUGGUGCUCUGCAAGAUCAGAUCCCCGCUCAACGGUUGAGAAGGAUGAUGGCUGACUACAUUGUUGAACAUCCCGAGGAUUACUCAGAAGCUGUCCUCGGUAGCCCUGCCAGCCAAUAUUGCCGCAGUAUUCAAGACCCUGACCGAUGGGGAGGCGGUAUUGAACUGAGCAUCUUAUCCUCCAUCUUCGAUAUCCAGAUCUGCACGUUUGAUGUCCAGGCCCAAAACCUGAUCAACUUCGGAGAGGAUAAGAGAGAUCGCUGUAUUCUUGUUUAUUCAGGAAUUCACUAUGACCGAGUUGCCUUCAGCCUGUCUGACUACCCACAUGACUCGCCUACUUACCCCCCUGAGAUGGAUCGAACUGUUUGGCCGACUGAUGACGAUGAGGUACUCGAAAAGACCAGAGAGCUCGUCGAGAAGCUCAACAAGGCGCACUACUACACUGAUACGGAAGGACUGAUUCUCCGAUGUGAUGUGCCGGGAUGUGACUGGAUAGGUAGCGGCCAGCGUGAGGGACAGAAGCAUGCAGAACUCACUGGACACGUGGAUCUGAGUGAAAUCCAAGACGAAGGUGACAAUGUGCUCCGGAAGUGCGACACACCUGGAUGUGAUUUCAUCGGCCAAGGUGACAAGGUUAUGAGGCAGCAUAGUGCAGAUACUGCUCAUGAGAGAUUCUCCAUUAUUCCGGACUGGUGAGUGGGCACUGACAGAAACAUGAAGCCUUCGGUGCUCUUGGUCCUUCUAGACAUUUCAAGUAGUUUGUUGAGUUUUUGAACAUAGUUAGCGCUUCGAACACCGAAACAAGACAUUGCUUUGUAACCAUUGCACGCCGCUGAGGUUAUUCACAGUAAACCGAGAUCAAGUAGACAGAUGGUGCGAUGCAGCGAAAAGAGGUGUCUUGACAUGGCUGAAUUUGAGGUAUCUAUUGGUACAAAUGCCAUGAGAGAAUUGUGUUGUCCACUGAAUACCCGACGCAAAACUUGGUAACGGCUGGUAUCGCUUCUCAAAACACUUGCUUUCCAACCUUGUGCCUGGGAUUUCGAUUAGCCCAUCUUGCUGGGACAUAGAACAUCGGGAAACGGUCAUGUGGUUUCGUUGCUCUGCUGGGCGAGGAGGCAUUGUGAUACGUCUUUGUUUUUGAAUGAAAGCAUGACCAGAAAAAUGGGUUUGGUGAUCGCUUUCGAUGAUAAAAGGUCCUAUGCUGAGCAGGGUAGCUACUUUCCGUCCAGGCACAUCGAAGGCGACGUCUUUGCCAUUCAAUUGGCCUUUUUAGAGAGCUCAGGGUUAUGUACCGAGUCAAUGUUGGCCAGUGAAAGGUUCAGGAACUCAUGUUUGUUAGACCAAUUCUGCUGUCCCUCAGCAAACUCCUUCAUCUGCUGAGGGGGAGGCGGUGGGUCAGUGAUCUUGGUGAUCAGGUAUGCGGUGGAUGCUUCGGCAAUGCCAUAGACGAGUACGCCCACCAGAGGGAUUCUGACAAGGAUGUAGAAUCCCAGACCAAAACCAAACAGAACUCCCUCGCGGCUGCGGAACCAGUUUCGCUUUUGAUCCUUUGUAAAGUGAACACGAGCGAAGUAUGGUUCAAGCAACUCUCGCAUUAAACUUCUGGAAGAGAAGUAGCUCUGGAGGAAGAUUACCAGGUACCUUCGAGGGAGGAAAAUUCCCGUACCAAAGAUGAUCGAGGCCGGUCCUAAGCCCACGGCGUUGUUGAAGGUGUAAAAACUGGCUGCGGGCAGGACAAAUCGACCGAUAUAUGGUGUGUAUGAGAUCGCAAAAACUGCUAAAGAAAUACCACCCUUGCGAAGGAAGCGGUAGAGAAACAUGGAGACAGCCUGAGCGGUACUUUCAGAGUGCGUACUUCCAUCGGAGGGACGGUGCAUCUUGA
Fusarium odoratissimum NRRL 54006 is the source of this 2678-nucleotide messenger RNA. RefSeq lists its product as uncharacterized. Gene Ontology annotation, cellular component: nucleus; cytosol. Gene Ontology annotation, biological process: endoplasmic reticulum unfolded protein response; protein deubiquitination. The record is from RefSeq and is a predicted model, not a curated record. Gene Ontology annotation, molecular function: cysteine-type deubiquitinase activity. The coding region runs from base 386 to 1492 and encodes 368 amino acids. The transcript has 3 exons. Lineage: Eukaryota; Fungi; Ascomycota; Sordariomycetes; Hypocreales; Nectriaceae.